CGCCCUCCGUCCCCCCCGUCCUCCUCCGUUGCCGCCUGGCCUCUCCCUCCCUCCUCUCCUCCCGAGGCUGCUGUGACCUCACCCUCCACCCGCAUCCCAUCAGCGCGUCCGUCCACCUCGGCCGCCGGGGCCCCCCACCCCUCUGCUUUGCUUCCUUCGUGGACGACGGCCAGUGCUCCGCUCCUGCCUCCUCCCUAUAUAAGGCGCGAGACUGCGGGGCCUGUGCGAGGUUGAGGAAAGGGUAGAUAUAUAUACUCGCUCUGUGAGGAAGAAGAAGAUCCAAGGAGGGCGUCGUCGAUCGAUCGUCUGCGCACGCCGGCCGUGCCGAUCGGUCGCUGGCCAGCCAUGGCCGUCGAGGCGCACCACCUGCUCCACGCGGGGGGAGGGCGCGCGGGAGGGCAGAGGCAGCUGCUGCUGCCGCCCCACGCGGGGUGGGUCUGGGCGGGCGACGCCGCGUGCUGCGAGGCGCCGGCGAGCGCGGCACGGCUGGGGCUGCGGAGACCCGCGGCCAAGCAGCAGCAGCAGCAGCAGCACUACAGGUUCCAGCAGCCGUGCGUGGCCACCCCGCCCCCGCCGGGGCGGCACGCGCCCGGGCCGCAGCUGUGCGCGGCCGACGCGUCGGAGAGCGGCGUCACGUUCGGCGGAGGUGGGGGCGGCGCGCAGCAGGAGGCGCUGGCGCUGGCGCACAGUAAGCGGAAGCGCGCCGACGAGGGGCAGGCGGCGCCGGCGCUCGGGCUCGCCGCGGCCGGCGUGGCGGCGCACUUCCAGCAGCAGCUGGCCGACGUCAACCGCCUCGUGCUCCAACACACCUCGAGGAUGUGGGCGGAGCUGCGGGAGCAGCGCCGGCGGCACGCCGGGCAGGUGGCGGCCGCCGUGGAGGCCGCGGCGACGAAGCGGCUGCGCGCCAAGGACGAGGAGAUCGAGCGGAUCGGCCGCCUCAACUGGGCGCUGGAGGAGCGGGUCAGGAGCCUCUACGUGGAGGCGCAGGUGUGGCGCGACCUGGCGCAGUCCAACGAGGCCGCCGCCAACGCGCUCCGCGGCGAGCUGCAGCAGGCGCUCGACGCCCAGCAGGCGCGCUGCGGCGUCCUCGCCGACGGCGGCGCCGGCGACGCCGAGUCAUGCUGCUGCGGGGAGAACGCCGUCGCGGUCGCCGGUGGCGCCGGGGCCGGCAACGAGGGGGAGGACGAGGCGGCAGGGACGCCGAGGAGGAAUAUGUGCACGGUGUGCGGCGAGGGCGCGGCCGAGGUGCUGCUGCUGCCGUGCCGGCACCUGUGCGCGUGCGCGCCGUGCGCGGGCGCGGCGCUGGCGUGCCCGGCGUGCGGGUGCGCCAAGAACGGCAGCGUCUGCGUCAACUUUUCGUGAUCCUCCGUGUGAAAUGAAAGCAAAUAGUAUUAGAGUAGGUUCUGCUCUCCUCUGUUUUUUUUUUGGGUGUUUUGUUGAUGGGACGGUGAUAGGUGCGACGGUAGCGAUGUCGAUAUGAGAGGGGUGCGUCUUUUUAGCUUUUUUCUCAAGCGGUUGGAUGGAUCUAUAUUGAUCAACAAGAAAAAGAAAAGAAGAGACAAGAAAAUCAGAAACCUUGCAUA
Messenger RNA from Panicum virgatum (switchgrass), 1583 nucleotides. RefSeq names its product BOI-related E3 ubiquitin-protein ligase 1-like. Gene Ontology annotation, biological process: regulation of programmed cell death. Bases 346 to 1362 code for a protein of 338 amino acids. Gene Ontology annotation, molecular function: ubiquitin-protein transferase activity. The transcript has 2 exons. The record is from RefSeq and is a predicted model, not a curated record. Lineage: Eukaryota; Viridiplantae; Streptophyta; Magnoliopsida; Poales; Poaceae.